Messenger RNA from Helianthus annuus (common sunflower), 1565 nucleotides. Its product is annotated as homeobox-leucine zipper protein HAT3. Bases 240 to 1217 code for a protein of 325 amino acids. Gene Ontology annotation, molecular function: sequence-specific DNA binding; DNA-binding transcription factor activity, RNA polymerase II-specific. The record is from RefSeq and is a predicted model, not a curated record. NCBI's taxonomy places the organism in Eukaryota, Viridiplantae, Streptophyta, Magnoliopsida, Asterales, Asteraceae. Gene Ontology annotation, cellular component: nucleus. The transcript has 4 exons. Gene Ontology annotation, biological process: regulation of DNA-templated transcription.
UCAUGAUUGCUCAUAUCACCACCUGCUCUCUCUCUCUCUCUUCAUAUAGAUAUACCUUUUGUACGUACAUAUAUGUAGACACAUAGGUCUUGGUAUUUUCUCUGUAACACCAAACUUUGAAUAAAAACUCAGUGAAAAAACCAAAAUCCAAUAAGCAUCACUCUAUUUUGUCCCUCUGCAAUUUCUCAUCAACCAUUGUUCUAGAGAGAGAAACAGUUUCUAGCAACAGAAACCACCGGAUGGACGACGGUUUAGGCUUGAGUUUGAGUUUAAAAUGCUCGAAAAAUCAUCCAGCACCGCCUCCGCCACCGCAAAUGGCCGCCGGAUCCAACGGUUCGACCCGAUUUCCGUUGAAUCUGUUGCAUUCUCCUCCUUUUUCGUUUGUUCAACGGGAUGUUUCGACUCAUCAGAAGCUUCCGUUCAUUAUCAGUCCUCCUGAUCUCAAUCUAGAAACGAGAAGAUACGCGCGCGGAAUAGACGGAAACCGUCUGCCGUCGACGUUGGCGUUAACGAUGGAACGCGACGACGAAGCAUUGGUUUCGUCGCCGAACAGCACGGUGUCAAGCGUGAGCGGGAAGAGAGUCGAGCGAGAGGAGAACGAAGCGGAGCGAGAAUCGAGCUCGCACGGUAGUGGCGACGAUGAUGAUGAUGGCGGAGAAGCAUCGGCGGCGAGGAAGAAGCUCAGGUUAUCAAAGGAUCAGGCGGCGGUUCUAGAAGAAACUUUCAAGGAGCAUAAUACUCUCAAUCCGAAGCAAAAACUGGCACUAGCGAAACAGCUGGAUCUGAGGCCUAGGCAGGUGGAAGUUUGGUUUCAAAACAGAAGGGCAAGGACGAAGUUGAAGCAAACGGAGGUCGAUUGUGAAUACCUAAAACGUUGUUGUGAUACAUUGACGGAGGAGAACAGACGGCUGCAAAAGGAGGUGAACGAGCUGAGAGCCCUUAAACUUUCUCCACAGUUUUACAUGAACAUGAACCCUCCAACCACUUUGACGAUGUGUCCUCAAUGUGAGCGUGUAGCCGUAUCGUCUUCUUCCUCAUCAUCCUCCUCUGCGGCAACCACAUCUUCCACCCUUGGUUCCACCAAUCUUUCCAAAGGACUCCAUGGCUCGAUGGCCGCCAAUCACCAAAAGCAAAACAACCUGUUCCUACCACGAGCCUCCGUCAUACCCCAACGCCCGCUUGAUACGCACCACCUUGGUGGUAAAAUAGGGUGGUAGAGUUACCCAUUUGCCCUUGAGGAGAAGGGCAAAAUAGGUAGAUGGGAAAUGAGUUUGUUAGAUUAAAGGAGAUUUGAUGUAGGAGUGGAAGGGGGGACAAUGUGAGAAUUUGCUUUCUAUUUGUCUUUGGUGGUGUUGUUUAAGUUUUAUUUUUUUCUUUUUUUAAGGAUGGUUUUAGUUUAUUUAGAUUUUGAUGGGUUGCUUUUAGAAUCUUAAGCUUAGUCAUGAGUCAUGAUGCCUAUAUUGUGUCUUCCCCCAUGCUGGUUGGAUGUGGGACCACACAAUUUGAGGAUAACAUGAUUGGGUGUGUACAUUUGCUAGUAUUAAAAUAUGUUAUGCAUUUCCUCA